AUGCAGGAAAUCCAAGGACCGGUCGGCCAGGGCGGCCCCAGUGCUCCCGGCAACCGCUUCCCCGGACACGUCUCCAAGCCUUCUAACAGCGACACGGGCUUUUCCCACGGAGCUUUCACUUCCAACAUUUCUGGCUUCGCCGACAGGCACCCUCGCCGCGGUAACAUUCCCACCAUCAACACUCAGCCUUUGAGCCAGCACCAGCACCAGCAUCAGCAUGCCCCUCCGUCCGCUGCUGACAUGGCCACCCCUGGCACUGCCUUCGACAUGCAGUUCACGCCUCUGCUGCCCUCUCAGCUUCUUCUCGGAAGCCCUUUCCAACCCGGAACCCCCGCCGCCUUUGCUAGCCCUCAGUUCCAGAACCUCCAGAGCUUCCAGCAGGCCCAGCAGCAGGCUCAGCAGCAACAGCAGAAUGGUCCCAUGAGCCCUGUCCAGCAGAGCAUGUCUCCUCAGCAGUACCAGGCCAUGGUCUCUCCUUCCACCUAUGGCGCGCCCCAGUUCUUCCAGCCUCAGUCCCCGACCAGCGGCGGCUUCAGCAACAUGCAGAUUCCCAUGCAGCCCAGCUCGCCCGUCUCCAUGGGUCCUGGCAUGGUCACCGGCACCAGCCGUACCGUCUACCUUGGCAACAUUCCCCCUGACACGUCGGCUGAGGAGAUUCUGGGACACGUCCGAAGUGGUCAAAUCGAGUCCGUCCGUCUGCUGCCCGACAAGAACUGCGCCUUCAUCUCCUUCCUGGACGCCAGCUCUGCCACCCACUUCCACUCUGAUGCCAUCUUGAAAAAGCUCUGCAUCAAGGGCCAGGACAUCAAGGUCGGUUGGGGCAAGCCUUCCCAGGUCCCCACCUCGGUGGCUUUGGCUGUUCAGCAGUCCGGCGCUUCCCGUAACGUGUACUUGGGCAACCUGCCGGAGGAUAUCACCGAGGAGGAGCUGCGUGAGGACCUGGGCAAGUUUGGCGCCAUUGAUACGGUCAAGAUCGUCCGCGAGAAGAGCAUCGCCUUCAUUCACUUCCUGUCCAUCGCCAAUGCGAUCAAGGCGGUUUCUCAGCUCCCCCAAGAGCCGAAGUGGCAGGCUCCCCGUCGCGUUUACUACGGCAAGGACCGUUGUGCCUACGUUUCGAAGACUCAGCAGCAGAACGCUGCUCAGUACCUUGGAAUUGCGCCCGGCUACGCGCACAUGCUCACUGGUGCAGACCGCGAUUUGAUCUCCAGCGCCUUGGCCCAACAGUCUGUGGCUGCGGCUGCCGUCGCCACAACCGCUGGUGGUAUCAACAACCUCGGAAACCGUACCAUUUACCUGGGCAACAUCCACCCCGAGACGACGAUCGAGGAAAUCUGCAACGUCGUCCGUGGCGGUCUCCUUCACCACAUCCGUUACAUCCCCGACAAGCACAUCUGCUUCGUCACCUUCAUCGAUCCCACCGCGGCCGCUUCCUUCUAUGCUCUCAGCAACAUUCAGGGCCUCAUGAUCCACAACCGUAGACUCAAGAUCGGAUGGGGCAAGCACUCCGGGGCUCUGCCUCCCGCGAUUGCUCUCGCCGUCAGUGGAGGUGCAUCCCGCAACGUGUACAUCGGCAACUUAGACGAGACCUGGACCGAGGAGCGCUUGAGACAGGAUUUCUCCGAGUACGGCGAGAUUGAGCUGGUCAACACCUUGAGGGAGAAGAGCUGCGCGUUUGUCAACUUCACGAACAUUGCCAACGCCAUCAAGGCCAUCGAGGCCGUCCGUAGCAAGGAUGAGUACAAGAAGUUCAAGGUCAACUUCGGCAAGGAUCGUUGCGGAAACCCCCCUCGUCAGCUGUCUCAGCAGCAGGCUCAGUCUCCUCGCACCGAUGGAGUGUCCUCCCCGCCGCCUACGGGCUCGCAGAACUCUGGUUCCCCGACGAACGGCAACACCCCCCAGCAGUCGGCGACCCUGUUCAACGGUAACAACAACCCCUUGACUCUCUACCUGAACCAGGUCUCCCACCAGGCGCAGCACCAGCAGCAUCAACAGCAGCAGCAAUACCAUGUUCAGCAACAAGCGCUUUUCGGCACGGCCCAGUCUUCGCCCAGCGAGCUGUCUAUUGAUAUGCAAUCGCAAGGCCCCAUUUCGGGCCACCAACAAUCUGCCAGCAUCUCGAAUGGCUACCCCCAGAGCGCUUCUGGCCCCGGGCCCACCACCAUUGGCGGCCUCUUGGCUCCCGGCAACGGUCGUGGUCAGCACAACCGUGCUGUCAGCUUGCCUGCCCUGAACCCUGGCUUCGAGAAUGGCGGUGUGCCCUCACACGAGGGCCCAGAGCGCCGUGGCCACCAGUACCAGGCCAGCUUCGGCGGCAUGGGUGCCGGCUACGGUCUCGCCAUUCAGGGUGGUUUGAACGGCUGGGUCGAGGAAGAGGUCGCCAACUAG
Colletotrichum karsti is the source of this 2385-nucleotide messenger RNA. Its product is annotated as RNA recognition domain-containing protein. Lineage: Eukaryota; Fungi; Ascomycota; Sordariomycetes; Glomerellales; Glomerellaceae. Gene Ontology annotation, biological process: mRNA splicing, via spliceosome. Gene Ontology annotation, cellular component: cytoplasmic stress granule. The record is from RefSeq and is a predicted model, not a curated record. Gene Ontology annotation, molecular function: mRNA binding. The coding region runs from base 1 to 2385 and encodes 794 amino acids. The transcript has a single exon.